Corticium candelabrum is the source of this 2623-nucleotide messenger RNA. Its product is annotated as transitional endoplasmic reticulum ATPase-like. Gene Ontology annotation, cellular component: cytosol; VCP-NPL4-UFD1 AAA ATPase complex; nucleus. The transcript is spliced from 26 exons. Gene Ontology annotation, molecular function: polyubiquitin modification-dependent protein binding; ATP binding; ATP hydrolysis activity. The coding region runs from base 64 to 2466 and encodes 800 amino acids. Gene Ontology annotation, biological process: mitotic spindle disassembly; autophagosome maturation; retrograde protein transport, ER to cytosol. The record is from RefSeq and is a predicted model, not a curated record. NCBI's taxonomy places the organism in Eukaryota, Metazoa, Porifera, Homoscleromorpha, Homosclerophorida, Plakinidae.
CCACUUCACGUGUAAUACAAAUUCGCUCUGGUUCGUCUACCUGUUGAUUUGAAUCACUAGACGAUGGCACACAUCAGACCUCCUAAUUCACAACAUGGCCUUGCGACUGCUACUCUUCGCAAAAAGGACAAACCGAACCGUUUGAUAGUCGAAGAUGCGGUGAAUGAUGACAACUCUGUGGUAGCCCUUUCACAACAAAAGAUGGACGAAUUGCAGUUGUUUCGAGGCGAAACGGUUAUGUUGACGGCAAAGAUACGGCUAAAAACGGUUUGUAUUGUAAUGCCAGAUGACAGUGCCAGUGACAACUACGUCAGAAUGAAUCGCGUUGCGCGUCAAAACUUGCGAGUUCGUCUCGGAGAUGUCGUCAGCAUUCGAGCGUGUCCUGACAUCAAGUAUGGCAAGAGAGUACACGUGUUGCCCAUUGAUGACACUGUGGAGGGUUUAACUGGGAGUCUAUUUGAGGUCUAUCUAAAGCCUUACUAUCUGGAGAAUUACAGGCCCAUCAACAAAGGCGACAUAUUUGUUUGCCGUGGUGGAAUGCGAUCUGUUGAAUUCAAAGUGAUUAAGACCGACCCUUCCCCAUUCUGUAUUGUCGCACCCGAAACUGUCAUUGAUUGUGAAGGAGAGCCAGUCAAGAGAAAGGAAGAAGACUCUUUCAAUGACAUUGGGUAUGAUGAUGUGGGAGGAUGCAAGAAACAAUUGGCACAGAUCAAAUCGAUAAUUGAGUUUUCACUUCAUCCUCAGUUGUUCAAAACAAUUGGUAUCAAGCCUCCACGUGGUAUCCUCCUGUAUGGACCUCCUGGCUGUGGAAAAACACUCAUUGCACGUGCUGUUGCUAAUGAGACGGGAGCAUUCUUUUUCUUGAUUGACGGUCCAGAGAUUAUGAGCGAGACGGUUGGUGAAUCUGAAAGCAAUCUGAGGAAGACAUUUGAAGAGGCAGAGAAGAGUGCACCAUCAAUCAUAUUUAUUGAUACGUUGGAUGCUAUUGCUUCAGAUAGAGAAAAGACUUCUAGUGAUGUUGAGAAGAGGGUUGUUGGUCAGCUUCUUACUUUAAUGGACGGACUCAAACGACUACGAGCUGAUGUUGUUGUUAUGGCAGCUACAACCAAACUGAACAGCAUUGAUCCUGAUUUGAGACGUUGUGGUCGUUUUGAUCGUGAGAUUUCUAUUAGUGUUCCGGAUGCUACUGACCGUUUGGAAAUUUUACGUAUUCACACAAAGAACAUGAAACUAGUUGAAGAUGUUGACCUGGAACAGAUUGCUGUCGAGUCUCAUGGCCAUGUUGGUUCUGAUUUAGCAUCUCUCUGCUCUGAAGCUGCUUUGCAUCAGAUUUGUGAGAAGAUGGAUCUGAUUGACUUGGAAGAAGAGACAAUCCCUGUGGAAGUAUUGGAUGCUUUAGCUGUUUCAAUGGAGGAUUUUAGGUUUGCUAUGAAUCAAUCUAAACUAUUCACUCGUCGUGAGACGGUGGUAGAAGAGCCAACUGUCACAUGGGCUGACAUUGGUGGUCUAGGCAACGUGAAGAAAGAACUUCAAGAACUCGUUCUGUAUCCUGUAGAACAUCCAGACAAGUUCUUGAAGUUUGACUUGAUUCCAUCUCAUGGUGUUCUUCUCUAUGGCCCACCUGGAUGCGGCAAGACGUUGCUAGCUAAAGCUAUAGCAUCUGAAUGUCAAGCAACCUUUAUGUCUAUCAAGGGUACAAAGUGGUGUGGACAGUCUGCAGUGAAUGUUAGUGAUUUGUUUGACAAGGCUUAUCAAGCCGCUCCUUGUGUCUUGUUCUUUGAUGAGCUUGAUUUGUUUGCAAAGUCACGUGGUGGAAAUGGUGGAGAUGGAGGCAGAGCUGCAGAUUGUGUUAUCAACCAGGUGUUGACUGAAAUAGAUGGAAUAUCAUCUAAAAAGAACGUCUUCAUUAUUGGAGCAACCAAUAGACCUGAUCUUGUCGACCCAGUCAUUCUUUGUCCAGGUCGUCUAGAUCAGUUCAUCUACGUUCCUCUUCCAGAUGAACCAUCACGUGUUUCUAUCUUACAAGCAAAUCUGAAGAGGUGUCCAAUAGCAAGGGACGUUGAUCUCAUCUCUAUGGCAAGAGUGACUCAUGGCUUCAGUGGUGCUGAUCUGACUGAAAUAUGUCAGAGAGCACGCAAACUUGCGGUUCAUGAAUCAAUUGAGCAGGAGAUGGGAAGAGAAAAGCGGCGCAGGGUGAAUCGUGGCACAAAUGUGGAAGACAAAGACUCAGUUUCCGAGAUUAGACGCGAUCACUUCGAAGUAGCCAUGCGUUCUGGACGUCGUACAGUGUCUGAUGAUGACAUUCGUAAGUACAAGACAUUUGCUCAAACACUGCAACAGAGCAGAUCAUUCGGAACAAAUUUCAGGUUUUCAUCAUCUCAAGGUGGAUCAUCCGGUGGUGGUCAAGUAUCUGGUAGUGGAGGUGGAUUAUAUUUAGAUGUAGAUGACGAUGAUCUCUAUAGCUAGAGAACAUGGUACAAUGUACAAUAUGGUAGGUGUGCAAAUUUGUUUGUACUGUGUUGUCUUGGUCAGUGAUAAAUGAGCUCGACUGUGGUUUCACCCAUAUGUGUGUAAAUGAGUGUGUGUGUGUGUGUGUGUGUGUGUGUGUGUGUGUGUGUGUGUG